Teleopsis dalmanni is the source of this 1610-nucleotide messenger RNA. Its product is annotated as protein nutcracker-like. The transcript has 2 exons. The record is from RefSeq and is a predicted model, not a curated record. NCBI's taxonomy places the organism in Eukaryota, Metazoa, Arthropoda, Insecta, Diptera, Diopsidae. Gene Ontology annotation, molecular function: protein binding. Bases 315 to 1304 code for a protein of 329 amino acids.
ACAGAUUAGUCAGCAGGCUAAGCCAAAUGUUUUUUAAAUAUUUUGUGUGAAACUUUUUGACUUUUUAUGUGUUUCGACAGCUUUUGUGUUUUAAAUUAAGAAAUAGUAAGAAAUGUGCUAAUUUGAAGUUAAACAAAUUUAAAUUUUAAGGCUUUACUGCAUUCUUCAUCGCGGAAUAAUGCAUUUCUUGAACUGCGGCACUUAGUGAAAUUGUGAAAUGGAAAAAAUUGUUAAUUAGUGCAAGUCAAGAAUCAAAAUUAAUUUAAAAUUCAAGCAACAGAUUUUGUGAUUGUUAUUUUUAAUGUAAUAUUGAAAUGGGUAAUAAAACAAACGCGCUAAGUGACACUGUCGAUAAUGAUGAAAACCCGCAAGACCAAGCGAUAGACAAAGACAUAGGUGGGUCACCGGAAUCGCCUGGCGAGAAAAAGAAGUUGGAUGAUGCCACCAAAUCAGUAAAAAAUGAGUCAGAAGCUUCCAACAGAGAAAUACAGAUAUCAACAGAUUGCAUGUUGUUGCAGGAUUUAAACGUAAAAACCACGCCCAUUGUGCUAAAACGAUUUAUGGAUCACAUGAAAGAUAAGGACUACACAAAUCAAGAACUAUUUUUUAUUUUGGCAUAUAUUGUGGCUCUGGAAUGUGGAUUUGUCACAGAAGAAGAAUAUGAAAGGUGCAAGAACUCAUUACAACAUAAUUCAACUGUAUCGUCAUACCACUCCAAAAACGUGUUAACAAUAUCACGCCUAUCACCAACAUAUUCAUUUGUACCAAACAAAUGCUUCUUUCAGAUGAAUUUGUACAGUAUUUUUGGUGUUGAUACGAAAAGUGGUUGCGGCAGAGCACUUCUUUCAUCUUUCAAUGGAUAUACAACUGGGGAAUUUAUGAUAUUAACAGUCAGUCCUGAUCAUGCCAUCAAAUCAGAAGGGUACAGCAUUUGUUUGUCUGUGGAACGUUACGUUAUGAAUUGUAGCAGAGACAGACCCAUAUUUAAUAGGUUUGCUCGACUUGAAGAGUUUGCAACCACAUUGCGAGAUAAACUGUUCGUACCUAUUCGAAAUGGGCAGAUACAAUUAUUGGAGUUGUGUUGCCAUCCAUCAAUAUUAGGACUGCCUAAUGAGAUCUAUGCUGAUAUAAUUAAACAUUUCUCAGAUCGAGAGUUACGAUAUUUGGCAAAGAGUAACAAACAUUUAGGUAAUAUUGUUAAUGACUACAAGAAGAGAAAACAAAAGAAGAAGAAUGUCUGUAUAUUAACUAAAAAAGAGAGCAGUGAAAGCAGUAAUCUUUAUGCAGAUGAUGAUUAUACGUAGUAUAAAACUAAUAUGCGUACUGUAGGGUAUUUUACACAACUCACUUAGCGAUUCGAAUUAAAAAUUUUAAAACUCUUUACAAAUGUUUCUAUAAUGUGAACUUCUCCAUUUUGAAUAAAAUAGUGUGAUUUAUUUUCUAUGUGAUUAUAAUUAUUUUAUAUUAUAUUUUUUGUAAAUUAUAUACGCUUAUGUAUUAUAAGCUUGCUUUCAAUUAAAUUAGGAAACCUCUUAAAAUUGUUGUAAAAAUACUCAAUGUUAAAAUGACAUAUAAGGAAAGGGUAAUAAAAUUCUCCAUAUAAAUAAAAA